This is a messenger RNA of Ostrinia nubilalis (European corn borer), 2546 nucleotides long. Its product is annotated as probable ATP-dependent RNA helicase DDX43. The record is from RefSeq and is a predicted model, not a curated record. The transcript has a single exon. Lineage: Eukaryota; Metazoa; Arthropoda; Insecta; Lepidoptera; Crambidae. Bases 186 to 2177 code for a protein of 663 amino acids. Gene Ontology annotation, molecular function: ATP binding; RNA helicase activity; RNA binding.
UUUUGUGGCUGGCUCAUUCAUUCAGUCAACCAAUCAAUUUUCAUUUUUUCAUUUCUCUUGGAAAGUUAUCGGGAUUGUUUGUUUAUUUUGUUGAAUGUUAUCAUUCAACAAUCAAAGAACUAAUUAUCACUUAGCUUCAAAGAAAAGUUAUUUAGUGUGACUGAGAAUAAUAUCUGUCUCUAAUCAUGAGUAAUUUCGAAGACGAGUGGCAAGAAAAUGAACCGGUGGCUACAAUGCCGGCACCUCAAGCACACGCCACUUACCAUUCCCGUGAAUACCGACCAAGUCGAGGAAGAGGCAGCUUUGGAGGAGCCCGGGGUCGCGGCAACGACAACAAUUGGCGUGACCGCGGAAAUAACAGCAAUAGCAAUGGCGGAGGCCCCAGUAAUCGGCGCAACUUUCAGCAAAAUGAAGGUAACAAAAAAAAUAUAAUGGUACCCUCUAACAAGGUAGGCCGCAUCAUCGGCAAAGGAGGAUCUAAAAUACGCGAACUUGAGACAGAAACCGAUGCUAAAAUUAAAAUUGGUGAUUCAAAUGGCAAUGAGACAGAUGUGACUCUGUUUGGAACACCUGAUGCUAUUUCCAAGGUCGAAGGUUUAAUAAAUGGCCUCACUGAAGACUACAAUAGGCCUCCUCCUCAAGACAGACACAAUGAUAGUGCUAACAGUGGAGGCUCUGGUGAUUUUUUAAAGCAAAAUGAAUCAGGUGUACAAGUUAUAGACUGGGACAAACUUAAUGCCUUUUAUGAUGAACAACAACAAAGUAGGUGGGAGAACCUGCCUCCCAUUAUUAAAGACUUCUACAAAGAAGAUCCAGAAGUGGCUGCCAUGCCUCCUGCUGAAGUCGCUCGUUGGAGACGUGCCAACAAUGAUAUACAAGUUAAAAGGACCUUCGAUGAUAAACCUGGACUUCGACCCGUUCCAAAUCCGAUCAUAACCUUUGAGCAGGCAUUCCAGCACUAUCCUGAAAUCCUAGAUGAAAUUUAUAAGCAAGGCUUCAAACAACCUUCACCUAUUCAGAGUCAGGCUUGGCCCAUCCUUUUAAGAGGUGAAGACUUGAUUGGUAUUGCACAAACAGGUACAGGCAAAACAUUGGCUUUUCUACUCCCAGCUUUGAUACACAUUGAUGGACAAACCAUACCCAGAGAUCAGCGUGAAGGACCAACAGUAUUAAUUAUGGCCCCAACUAGAGAACUUGCCCUGCAAAUUGAUAAAGAAGUGUCCAAAUACCAAUAUCGUGGCAUUAAAUCAGUCUGCCUUUAUGGAGGUGGAGAUAGAAAAGAGCAAAUCAAAGUGGUAUCGAAAGGAGUGGAUAUUGUCAUCGCUACUCCAGGAAGACUGAAUGAUCUGGUUAUGGCCAGGCACUUGAAUAUAAUAAACUUCUCUUACAUUGUGCUAGAUGAGGCUGACAGGAUGCUGGAUAUGGGAUUUGAGCCACAAAUCAGGAAGUCAUUAUUUGAUGUUCGUCCGGAUAGACAAACUGUCAUGACUUCAGCUACCUGGCCUGCAGGUGUCCGACGUCUUGCUGAAUCAUACAUGAAAGAUCCCAUUCAAGUCAAUGUUGGUUCUUUGGACCUUGCAGCGGUACAUACAGUCACUCAGCAGCUAAUGUUUGUUGAUGAAGAUGAUAAAGAAAAAGUUCUUUUGGAAUUCCUUAUUAACAUGGAACCUACUGACAAAGUCAUCAUAUUUUGUGGUAAAAAAGCCACAGCAACUCACAUCACUACUGAGUUAUGUCUCAAAGGAAUUGAAUGUCAGAGCUUACAUGGUGACAGGGAUCAAAGCGAUCGUGAAGCUGCAUUAGGAGACAUGGUUGAUGGCACAGUUAACAUUUUAGUUGCAACUGAUGUAGCAUCCCGAGGAAUAGAUAUCAAAGAUCUUACCCAUGUUAUAAACCUGGACUUUCCACGCCACAUCGAGGAGUACGUGCACAGAGUUGGGAGAACUGGCCGUGCAGGAAAAACUGGUAUAGCUUUGUCUUUCAUUACAAGAAAUGAUUGGGCUCAUGCCCGAGAACUCAUUAAGAUACUGGAGGAGGCAAACCAAGAGAUACCAGAUGAAUUGGAGACAAUGGCUCAGAGGUUUGAAGCCAUGAAGUUGAGAAGGGAGAAAGAAGGAGGGGGCGGCGGGCGGGGAGGCCGUGGAGGCCGCGGCGGCGGUCGCAGGGACCGCUGGUAAUUUAAAAAUUUAUAUAUUUCAACUUUAGAAUCUCACUAGAGAUUUCCUAUUUCAUAUGCGUCUGGUAUGCAUGUUUCAAAUAGUAUUAAUGUUUAUUAUGCAUAAUUAUGUGACUUGAUUAGUAGUCACCUUGAUUCAUACAUACCUUUUUAUGCUGUGAUAUAAUUUGACUUUCAAUAGGACUGGUAAACAUAAGAUUUAAAAGUUGCUUCAUUAGUUGACUAGUGUUUUGUUAAUGUUAAUAAUUGGGAUCGUAUACAAAGGUAGCCCAUAAAGAAAGUGUUUAUUUUUUAUAGCAAAGCAUAAGUAUUUGUUAUACUCCAAAAGUUUUUGUAACACUUAAAUAAAAAUACCUUUAUGUAAUAUGCA